Periophthalmus magnuspinnatus is the source of this 1222-nucleotide messenger RNA. It is a transcript of the gene caly, whose product is annotated as calcyon neuron-specific vesicular protein. The transcript has 5 exons. Gene Ontology annotation, biological process: clathrin coat assembly; G protein-coupled dopamine receptor signaling pathway; endosomal transport. Bases 185 to 760 code for a protein of 191 amino acids. Gene Ontology annotation, cellular component: endosome; membrane. The record is from RefSeq and is a predicted model, not a curated record. Gene Ontology annotation, molecular function: clathrin light chain binding. NCBI's taxonomy places the organism in Eukaryota, Metazoa, Chordata, Actinopteri, Gobiiformes, Gobiidae.
ACUUAUGUCACCGAUGCGCCGCGGAUGCUGAUUUGAUGCGCAGUGCCGCCGUGAAUCACACAUCACCACGGCAACCGGUGCGUUCACGGCCAGUCCCACAGCAUCCGCUUGUCCCGCAUAUCCACCGCGACAGGGAGCCGAGAGGAGCACAGCCAGCACAUAAUCAGACGUAUCCAUAGCAGUCAUGGUGAAACUUGGAGCAAACCUGUCUGAUAAACUGGACAAGCAGCCCUCAGUGGACGAUGGCUUUGAUAACGUUCCCCUGAUCACUCCUCUGGAGGUCAACCAGCUGCAGCAAACGUUCACUGACAAGGUCAUUGUGAAGACAUCGACACAAUUCCAGCUGCAGCAGAAGAAAAGGCGACUGUUUAUGCCCAGUGUUAAGAGGCUGAAUGUUCAUUUUUACAGAGACGUUUCAGACAAAGCCAAGAUCACAUGUCUAAUUCUUAUGACGUUGGGCUUCUUAAUCAGCCUGCUCCUCCUGCUCAUGUACAAGGAAAUGUGGUACGACCAGCUCACAUGCCCAGACGGCUUCAUUCUUAAGGAUAAACACUGCAGUCCAGCCGCUUUGGAGAUGUACUACUCCGAACAGCAGCAGGAGUCGACUUUGGACCAGAGCAGGGACCAGACCGGACUCCUGUCUGCCCUCAACCAGGUCAAGAGGACCGGGCUCCAGUCUCCAUGGAGACCGGUGCUCAGUGCCCUGAAGGAGGCCCAUAACAACCAAGCUCUUCAAAACCCCAUGGACCAGGACAAGUGAGGGUAAAGAGGCGAUGGAAGAGGACAGGCCAAACGGCUUUGUCUGUGAAUGUCUCUGAGAAUAUCAUAGACCUGGAGUUACACAGCCUUUGCUGAUUGAGGAGAAGGCUUAGGUCUAUUGUGAUUUGGCAUUCAGCAGUUUGUAAAUUGUGGAUAAAAAUGGGUGAGGUCUAAAGGGGUGGUGCCAUGAACGUGGUAUCAGACCUGGCCUGUAAAAGCAUGAUUAUCUUUCACCAUUUGUCAUUUGUUCUAGAAUGUAUUGAAACCAGGUCAUGACAGACGGCGCUGUAUGACUCCACUGUUGACGGUGCAAGGGGCUAAAGAUUUUAUUCAUAAUAUAUGGAGAGCAUUUACUGUAAUAGGACAUACAGGAGAUAAACAAAUACAUUUGCUGCCAUUAACAAGAUGAAUGUACUUUACAUGUUUCAUAAACUAAAGGUUUUAAAUCUCUGUUUUUAUCAUU